This is a messenger RNA of Mytilinidion resinicola, 420 nucleotides long. RefSeq lists its product as uncharacterized. The transcript has 2 exons. The record is from RefSeq and is a predicted model, not a curated record. The annotation marks the transcript as partial. Lineage: Eukaryota; Fungi; Ascomycota; Dothideomycetes; Mytilinidiales; Mytilinidiaceae.
UGCCUCAGAGACUCCGAAGGCAGCGACAUCGCUGUCAAGUGGCUCCUCGUCUGGUCCACCGACCCCGCCCCCAAGAAAACGGAUCUCGAAAAGAUCCUCACGCCCAACAUCGCGAGCUACGACGAAGCAUUCGGAGGCCCGACGCUCAGCCUUGACGAACUCUGGGACGUCGUUACUGCACCUGGUCUCUACACCACUAGCGACAUCAAACAGCUCCCGCUGUUCUCGUUCCAUUCGUGCGAUCAGAUAGGUAUUCGAUGGGGGUAUACCGCCGUCACUACCGGUUUUGAGUCGACUGUGCCUGUCGGGACCAAGAUCGAGCUUAAGGGCGUUGAUAUCCUCCAUGUGGAUCUAAAGACUCGGAAGAUUUUCAAUGCGAUGUCCUCGGCUGAUUGGAUAAAUCUGGCGCGACAGUUAGGC